Molecule: messenger RNA, 2467 nt
Organism: Elgaria multicarinata webbii
Lineage: Eukaryota; Metazoa; Chordata; Lepidosauria; Squamata; Anguidae
Gene: LNX1
Product: ligand of numb-protein X 1
Exons: 10
Coding region: 74-2281 (735 amino acids)
Biological process (GO): ubiquitin-dependent protein catabolic process
Cellular component (GO): cytoplasm
Molecular function (GO): protein binding; ubiquitin-protein transferase activity; metal ion binding
Source: RefSeq, a predicted model, not a curated record
UUCGGAUAGAGAUUAAAGUACAGUUAGAAAUUAAACUUUCUUUGUCUCUUUGGUGACACAAGAGUUUCCAAGUAUGAGUCAAGCAGAUCCACCAGAAGGAGUUGAAGGAAGCUCUAUUCCGUUAUGUUUGGUCUGCGGCCAGGCACAUCUCCCAGAAGAGAACCAUGUCUAUAGCUACACAGAAGAUGUGGAUGAUGACCUCAUCUGCCACAUCUGUUUGCAACCUUUGCUUCAACCUCUGGACACGCCUUGUGGACAUACCUAUUGCACAGUUUGCCUUACGGACUUCCUCAUAGAAAAAGACUUCUGCCCAGUGGAUCGCAAACCUCUGAUCCUACAGGCCUGCAGAAAAUCUAGCAUACUAGUAAAUAAACUCCUAGAUAAGCUAAUGGUUAGCUGCCCUUUCACAGAACACUGCUCUGAGGUCGUGCAACGCUGCAAUCUUGAACAACAUUUUCAAAAUGGAUGUAAAGGAGCAUCUCACUAUGGCCUUACCAAGGAGCGAAAGCGACGUUCGCAGGAUGGAUCUCCUGAUUCUAACGCUGCUUUAACUGUAGCUGCUCUUGGCCCAGAGCUCUCUGCUGCCGCCACUAUAGCCUUAAUGACGGAUGAGCCAGGCCUAAUUAAUCCAGCCUUCAGCACCACCUCAGAAGAAAACCAGUCAGGAACCAGUUCUGCAGAUCUGAACAGAAGCAGCCAAACUAGAACUCGACAUUUUGAACGUUCCACUAUAAGAAGCAGGUCUUUUAAAAAAAUAAACAGAGCUUUCAGUGUCCUUCGAAGGACAAAAAGUGGUGGUGCAGUUGCUAACCAUUCUGAACAGGAACAAGAGAACGUUGAAAAUUUGGUUGCCUCCGAGGACGUCUUCCCAAGGUUAUAUCACCUCAUCCCAGAUGGUGAAAUUACGAGCAUUAAGAUCAACCGAAGCAAUCCCAAUGAAAGCCUUGCCAUCAGGAUUGUGGGAGGCAGUGAAACGCCAUUGGUUCACAUCAUCAUACAGCACAUCUACCAAGACGGAAUUAUUGCCAGAGAUGGACGAUUGUUGCCUGGGGACAUGAUACUGAAGGUAAAUGGCAUUGACAUCAGGAACGUGCCGCACAGCUAUGCCUUGUCUGUCCUGAGGCAACCUUGCCAAGUCCUCCGGCUCACGGUGCUCAGAGAGCAGCGCUACCGGUGCCGAAACAGUGGACUUCCUCUUGACGUUUCCUGCUACAGGGAUGACAGUUUCCAUGUCAUUCUGAACAAAAGCAGCCCAGAGGAGCAGCUGGGCAUCAAGCUGGUCCGCAAGGCCGAUGAAACCGGAGUGUUUGUUUUCAACCUGCUGGAAGGAGGCGUUGCUGCCCGCGAUGGACAGCUUCAAGAGAAUGACAGAGUGUUAGCAAUCAAUGGACACGACCUACGAUAUGGGAGUCCAGAAAGCGCAGCUCAGCUGAUACAGGCUAGUGAGAAGCGAGUUCACUUCACUGUGUCUCGGCAAACCAGGGAACAGACUCCUGAUAUUUUGCAGGAGGCCGGAUGGGAUUACAACGGUAGCUAUCAUCAGCCCUUCCCCGCUCUGAGGAACAAUCCUAACAAGAUUGCCCUCCACUCAACCACCUGUCAUGAAAAGGUGGUAGUUGUCCGAAAAGAUAAUGCAGAGUCCCUGGGAAUGACUGUGGCAGGUGGUGCCUCUUCCCACAGGGAAUGGGAUUUGCCUAUCUAUGUCAUAAGUGUGGAACCGGGUGGAGUCAUCAGCAGAGAUGGAAGAAUCAAAACAGGAGACAUUCUGCUUAAUGUGAACGGAAUUGAUCUGACGGGUGUCAGCCGUGGGGAGGCUGUAGCCCUUUUGAAAAACAUUUCCUCAUCUGUUGUACUCAAAGCACUAGAACUGAAAGACUGCGAGACCUUGGAGGAUGGGAGGGACACUUCAUUGCUCAAUGCCAGUUUGAACCCACCGUGUCACAGCGAAUGGUCACCUUCCUGGGUGAGGUGGCUUGGGCUACCACGGUAUUUGUACAGCUGCAAAGAAAUUAUAUUACGAAGAAAUACAGCAGGAAGUCUUGGCUUCAGCAUUGUGGGGGGUUAUGAAGAGAGCAGUGGGAACAAACCUUUCUUUAUCAAAUCUAUUGUCGGAGGGACACCAGCGUAUAAUGAUGGAAGAAUCAGGUGUGGUGACAUCCUCCUUGCAGUUAACGGAAGGAGUAUUUCAGGCAUGGUGCAUGCCUGUUUGGCAAGGAUGCUAAAAGAACUGAAGGGGAAAAUUACUCUCACCAUUGUGUCCUGGCCUGGCACUUUUUUAUAAAGAUGUUCUUCACCUGAGAACAACAUUAUCAUUUGACACAAAAUCAGCCACUUAAUAUGGACAUCUGUUUACUCCACUUUCUGGUCAACUAUGUACUAGUAAAAGAAAAAGUUGUGAAGUGUAAAUGUGUAUAAAACAAACAGAAUGGUCUUAUGAAAAAUAAUCUAUGCUAUGUGUUAAAAAGGG